Messenger RNA from Hirsutella rhossiliensis, 2031 nucleotides. Its product is annotated as calcineurin-like phosphoesterase domain-containing protein. Bases 1 to 2031 code for a protein of 676 amino acids. Gene Ontology annotation, molecular function: hydrolase activity. The record is from RefSeq and is a predicted model, not a curated record. NCBI's taxonomy places the organism in Eukaryota, Fungi, Ascomycota, Sordariomycetes, Hypocreales, Ophiocordycipitaceae. The transcript has 5 exons.
AUGCGUCUUCAGUCACUGCUCCCGGUCUUGGCUCUCGCCCAUGCCGUCCGUGGCAAUGCCCCGGCCACCGGCCAGCAGGUCUCGCCUCUCGAGGCUGACGGCCUGGAAGCUCGAGGCCUGGAAGCUCGAGGCCUGGAAGCUCGAGACCCGGAAGCUCGAGGCCUGGAAGCUCGAGACCUGGAAGCUCGAGACCUGGAAGCUCGAAACCUCGCCAAAAAGCUUUGGAACAAGAUCAAGUGGGGAGGCGGAUGCGUUACCUGUGAGACCGUCUUCGCCUUGAUGAGGGGCCUCGCCUUCUUGAGCGACAGCGCCUUGAUCAAGGUGGUACAGAGCCUUUGCAAGAUGGCCGGGGCCCAAGAUGACGAUGUUUGCGAAGGUGCCAUUGCCCGCGAGGGCCCCAUCAUUGCCCAGGCCCUCAGGGAGAUGAAGCGCAGAUCCAAGGCCUCAAAGGAAUUCUGCACCACCUUGCUGGGCGCCUGUGCCUAUACCCCCGUCACCCCCUGGAACGUCUCCAUGCCUGUGCUCAAGCCAAAGCGUACUCGCCCUCGGCCCAGCGGCAAGAAGCCGCUCCAGGUCGUUCACUACUCGGAUAUUCACAUCGACACCUUGUACAUGAAUGGGUCAAGCGCGGAUUGCGGAAAGCCCAUCUGCUGCAGGCCCUACACAGAAGACGAUCAGCCUGGCAAGAGCAAGUCUCCCGCCGGUCCUUUCGGGGACCACAAGUGCGACGUGCCCGUCAGUCUGGAGCAGAGCAUGUACGAGGCCAUCAACAAGUUUGCUCCCGACGCCGCCUUUACCAUUUUUACCGGAGACAUUGUCGAUCAUGCCGUGUGGAACACAACCGAGUCGGCCAACGUUGAGUCAAUUGAGCGAGCCUACUCGGCCAUGCACAGGCGCCCCGGCCCGGUAUACGGCACUGCCGGCAACCACGAGGCUCAUCCUUGCGACGGUUUCCAGCCCAACGGCCUCGGCCAAGCCACGGCAUGGGUUUACCGUCUGCUGUCCAGCCAGUGGUCCUCCUGGAUCGGCAAAGAGGCAGCGGAUAACGCCGCCAAGCUCGGCGCCUACUCGGUCAAGCACCCCGUGGGCAACCUGCGCGUCAUCUCGCUCAACACCAACCUGUACUACCGCAACAACUUCUGGCUGUACCACAACAUGAAUGACAAGGAUCCCAACCUCCAGUUGCAAUGGCUAGUCAGGGAGCUUGACCGCGCCGAAAAGGCCCGCGAGAACGUCUACAUCAUCGGCCACUUGCCCUUUGGCGACAAGGGCACUCUGCACGACGGGUCCAACUACCUUGACCAAAUCGUCAACCGGUACUCGGCGACCAUUGCGGCCAUGUUCUUUGGACACACGCACGUCGACCAGUUCGAGAUCAGCUACGCCGACUAUCAGUCGCGGAGCGAAGCCAACGCCCUGGCCGUGUCGUACAUUGCCCCGUCUCUGACCCCGACGGCCGGCAUGCCCUCUUUCCGCGUCUACGAGGUUGAUCCCGAUACGUUUGGCGUGUUGGACGCCACGACGUACAUUGCCGACAUGGGCGACAAGGCCUUCCAGUCGGGCCCCGUCUGGACCAAGCUGUACUCGGCCAAGGAGGCCUACGGCAAGGCCCUCAGCCCGCCCGUGACGGACCCCAGGGCCGAGCUCACGCCGGCCUUCUGGCACCAGGUGACCAAGGCAUUUGAGGACGACGACGAGCUCUUCGACGCUUACAUCUCGCGCAAAAGCCGCGGGUGGAACGUGGCGAAAUGCCGGGGCUCCUGCAGGGCCGACGAGAUCUGUCAGCUGCGCGCCGGCCGCGCCCAGGACAACUGCUACAAGCCCAAGUUUGGCUUCCACCUCGAGAGGCGCGACAUGUCGGCAGCGCACGGCGAGCACGACGAGUGCGACGAGCUGGUCACGCGGACGACGUUUGGGGCACUGGUGGCGCGCGACAGCUUGGAGAGGUUCGUGGAGAUGGCCGAGGAGGAGAUAGCCCGGGCGGGCAACGUGGUGGACAAGUCGUGGUGGACAAGUCGUGGUGAAUUUUGA